Molecule: messenger RNA, 1312 nt
Organism: Nelumbo nucifera (sacred lotus)
Lineage: Eukaryota; Viridiplantae; Streptophyta; Magnoliopsida; Proteales; Nelumbonaceae
Gene: GRF2
Product: general regulatory factor 2
Source: RefSeq, a predicted model, not a curated record
UUUUGGACCCCCGUUUCCGCCAAUCUAUUCUUUCUCCUUCUACUUCUACCCUCGUUCCUCUUUUUCGUUUUUCCGCCCAACCUCCUCGCAUUCCCUCAAAUCAAACCAAACCAAACCGAGCGAAAUACAGAGAUUAGAUCUCACACCUGAAUCCAACCCACUGGAGAUCUCAUCAAUGGCUGCCGCUUCUGUUGCUCCUUCACCCCGUGAGGAAAACGUUUACAUGGCGAAACUCGCCGAACAAGCCGAGCGAUAUGAAGAAAUGGUCGAGUUCAUGGAGAAGGUUACGGCCGCCGUAGAGGCUGAGGAGCUCACCGUCGAGGAGCGUAACCUCCUCUCCGUUGCCUACAAAAACGUCAUCGGUGCUCGUCGCGCUUCCUGGCGCAUCAUAUCUUCGAUCGAGCAAAAGGAGGAGAGCCGUGGUAACGAGGACCAUGUCGCCAUGAUCCGUGACUACCGAUCUAAGAUCGAAUCGGAGCUUUCCUCGAUCUGUGAUGGCAUUCUUCGCCUUCUUGAUCAGAGACUCAUCCCUUCCGCCUCUUCCGGUGACUCCAAGGUCUUCUAUCUCAAGAUGAAGGGCGAUUACCAUCGAUACCUCGCCGAGUUCAAGACUGGCGCUGAGCGCAAAGAGGCGGCCGAGAGCACUCUCUCUGCUUAUAAGUCGGCACAGGAUAUCGCAAAUGCAGAACUCGCUCCAACACAUCCCAUUCGACUAGGGUUGGCUCUUAACUUCUCUGUCUUUUACUACGAGAUCUUGAAUUCUCCUGAUCGAGCCUGUACUCUUGCCAAACAGGCAUUUGAUGAGGCAAUUGCGGAGCUGGACACCUUGGGCGAGGAGUCUUACAAGGAUAGCACUUUGAUUAUGCAGCUGCUUCGUGAUAACCUCACCUUGUGGACAUCAGACAUGCAGGAUGAUGGCGCAGACGAGAUCAAAGAAGCAGCUCCCAAGCGCGAUGAUGAGCAGCAGUAGUUAGUUUAUUUAUUUGAAGAAAUAUUAGGGGUUCACUUCUCCUGCGUUCGUUUUUUAAUAGGAGAAGAUGCUUUGGUAUCAAUUCCCCCAGCUAUUAUGAAUUUUUAGUUCAUGGCUUGAUUUCUCUGACCUUUGGGCUGCCAAGUUCUGUUGUUUUGCUUCGUUUACUUUCUUCUAUCCUCGAGGGCUUGAAGUUCUGUAGUUGCGGUUGGGCCUGGCAAACUCUUGUUAUCUAUUGGUAGCUUGAUUUCCUUCUUUUAAAUGGGAAUUAGUGUUGAUGCAUCAAAACAGUAUUACUUUUCUAAUUAAUGAUGCUCUCUUCUGUUUAUGAGAUUCAAUGAA